AGGUUCGAGAAGAAUUUUAUUGCGCAUGCGUCACAACUGCUAUCUUGAAUCAGCAAAAUUACCAAACCAACAUUGUAGCUUGGCUUUCACUUUUCAUAAAAAUCAUUUUGGUGUCGUGGCAGUGAAAGAUUGAAUUAAAUAAUAUGGCACAAAAUCAGGAUGAACUGGCCACUGCUAUACUUAAAACAAAAGCUAAGCCAAACAGGCUCAUGGUGGAAGAAGCGGUAACAGAUGAUAACUCAGUCGUCACAUUAUCUCCAGAAAAAAUGGAAGAAUUACAGUUGUUUCGUGGUGAUACUGUGCUAUUAAAAGGGAAAAGGAAAAAGGAAACUGUUUGUAUUGUGUUGUCAAAUGACGAUGCCAGCACAAAUGAUAAAAUUGGAAUGAACAGAGUAGUACGACAAAAUCUGAGAGUUCGACUUGGAGAUAUUGUUAGCGUGCAAGCAUGUCCAGAUGUGAAAUACGGCAAGAGGAUACAUGUUCUUCCAAUAGAUGACACUGUAGAAGGAUUGACUGGGAGCAUAUUUGAUGUAUACUUAAAGCCCUACUUCCUUGAAGCUUACAGACCAGUGUGCAAAGGAGAUCUUUUUCAAAUUCGUGGAGGCAUGAGAGCUGUCGAUUUUAAGGUUGUUGAGACUGAUCCUAGCCCGUAUUGCAUUGUUGCUCCAGACACUGUUAUACAUUGUGAAGGGGAGGCUAUCAAGCGAGAGGAUGAAGAAGAAGCAUUAAACGAAGUUGGAUAUGAUGAUGUUGGUGGCUGUAGAAAACAGUUAGCCCAAAUAAAAGAAAUGGUUGAACUUCCAUUGAGGCAUCCUCAAUUGUUCAAAGCUCUUGGUAUAAAACCACCAAGAGGUAUUCUUCUGUAUGGCCCUCCUGGAACAGGAAAGACACUGAUUGCUAGGGCUGUUGCUAAUGAAACAGGAUCAUUCUUCUUUCUAAUCAAUGGUCCUGAGAUCAUGAGUAAGCUUGCUGGUGAAUCUGAAAGUAAUCUGCGAAAAGCUUUUGAAGAGGCAGAAAAGAAUUCACCAGCGAUUAUCUUCAUUGAUGAAAUUGACGCCAUUGCACCCAAACGAGAGAAAACACACGGUGAAGUUGAAAGGAGAAUUGUAUCACAGCUGUUGACACUUAUGGAUGGCUUGAAGCAAAGAUCACAUGUUAUAAUUAUGGCUGCUACAAACAGACCAAACAGUAUCGACCCUGCGCUAAGACGAUUUGGUCGUUUUGACAGAGAAGUGGACAUUGGUAUCCCAGACGCAACAGGCCGAUUAGAAAUUAUACGCAUCCACACAAAGAACAUGAAAUUAGAUGACGAAGUCGAUUUGGAGCAAAUUGCUGCUGAAACUCAUGGGUAUGUGGGAUCAGACAUGGCUUCACUCUGCUCCGAAGCAGCUCUUCAGCAGAUUCGGGAAAAAAUGGAUUUAAUUGAUCUUGAAGAGGAAUCUAUUGAUGCUGAAGUGUUGGACUCACUUGCUGUUUCUAUGGAUAACUUUAGAUUUGCUAUGGGAGCAACUAAUCCAUCGGCGUUACGAGAAACUGUUGUUGAAGUGCCGAACGUAACCUGGAACGACAUUGGUGGACUUGAGAAAGUAAAGCGUGAGUUGCAAGAACUGGUACAGUACCCAGUCGAACAUCCCGAAAAGUUCUUGAAGUUUGGAAUGACCCCAUCCAAAGGUGUCUUGUUCUACGGUCCGCCUGGGUGUGGUAAAACUCUGUUGGCCAAAGCCAUUGCUAACGAAUGCCAGGCAAAUUUCAUUUCGAUCAAAGGUCCUGAGUUGUUGACGAUGUGGUUCGGAGAAUCUGAAGCCAACGUCAGAGACGUUUUUGACAAGGCUAGAAUGGCUGCACCGUGUGUGCUGUUUUUCGAUGAAUUAGACUCUAUCGCCAAAUCUCGUGGUGGAAGUGCGGGUGAUGGCGGUGGUGCUUCCGAUCGUGUCAUCAAUCAAAUUCUCACAGAAAUGGACGGUAUGGGAGCUAAAAAGAACGUGUUUAUCAUCGGAGCUACUAACAGGCCAGAUAUUAUCGAUUCUGCAAUCUUACGUCCAGGUCGUCUUGAUCAGCUUAUAUACAUUCCACUACCAGACGAACCAUCUAGGAUGUCCAUCUUGAAAGCUAAUCUCCGUAAAACUCCUAUCUCAACCGAGAUUGACUUGGGAUAUCUGGCUAAAGUAACACACGGUUUCAGUGGUGCUGAUCUGACCGAGAUUUGUCAACGGGCAUGUAAAUUAGCUAUUCGAGAAUCUAUCGAGAAAGAUAUCGAAAGAGAAAAACAAAGAGAUGCUAACGCUGAUAAUGACAUGGACAUGGAAGAUGAAGAGGAUCCAGUACCCGAGAUUCGUCGUGACCAUUUCGAAGAGUCAAUGAAAUUCGCUCGUAGAUCAGUUAGCGACAACGAUAUUCGAAAAUACGAAAUGUUCGCGCAAACGUUGCAACAAAGUCGUGGUUUAGGAACUAAUUUUAGGUUUCCGGGUGCUCAACAAGGAGGUGGCGGUGGCGGUGGCGGAGCUGCUCCUGGCGGUGGAAACUCUCAACAGCCCAAUUUAUAUGAAGAGAAUGCUGACGACGAUCUGUACAGCUAAACGCUCGGUUACGACGUAAACACAAACACAAACUAUUAGUUAUUAAAUGAAAUCUUUUGGAGAUGAUGUAUCGUCUCUCACUCCCUCACUUGUUCUUUGUUAUUGUUAAAUUA
Messenger RNA from Hydractinia symbiolongicarpus, 2689 nucleotides. RefSeq names its product transitional endoplasmic reticulum ATPase-like. Gene Ontology annotation, molecular function: ATP binding; polyubiquitin modification-dependent protein binding; ATP hydrolysis activity. The coding region runs from base 144 to 2576 and encodes 810 amino acids. The transcript has 13 exons. The record is from RefSeq and is a predicted model, not a curated record. Gene Ontology annotation, biological process: mitotic spindle disassembly; retrograde protein transport, ER to cytosol; autophagosome maturation. NCBI's taxonomy places the organism in Eukaryota, Metazoa, Cnidaria, Hydrozoa, Anthoathecata, Hydractiniidae. Gene Ontology annotation, cellular component: cytosol; nucleus; VCP-NPL4-UFD1 AAA ATPase complex.